AGCGCCAGCAGUCCUCCGCUGUCUGAUGACGCUCUUCCUUCCUUUCCCACCCAGAGAAAGCUGAGAUCCAACUCUGUGGUUAGUGUGACGAACCGUGAAUCCACCUCUGCGAGCUUAACACGGCUUCUUUAGUUUUCUUACCGACGUGAUUUCACACCUGACCCGGAGCUCUGGGAUGGUUCGCUAAAGUUAUGCGUAAAAAAGCGCACCACUCGUCGUGACGCAGCGUCACCGUUUUGGAUGUAUACAACUCUUCCUUGAAAUCCAGUUUAGCAGCGAUAUUUUUUGGAUAUCGAUAUGACGAGGAAUAUACAAGUCAUGAGGAUUUUUUGGGUGUUUGUUUUUCUCUUCCUUGACUUAUCAGACGCUGUGAUCGACCUGACCAUGAUCUCCACAGCGGAGGUGACAAACGUCAAUCACUUCUCCAUCUCAUGCAUUAACGGGGAGCGCAGCCCUGCCCAGGUGGAGCUGGACAUCAAGAGAGACAACAGGAUCCUCGUAUUCCCCAAAGAACCAAACUUUAAAGUGAAUAAACCCAGGAACAGGGAGGCCGUGGCUAAAGGCUUCCGUGACCUGGAUCAUAUCGGUAUCUUCUACUGUGAAUCCACUCAGGAAGUCCCCCCGCUGGAGACGGUCACAAUGAUCAACAACAUCGGCAGAGCAAAUUUUAUCCCAACUCACCUUACAAUGACUGCUAACAAAGGGGAGACCAUUCACCUCAGCAUGAAGCUGCUCAACUCUCAAAAGAGAGACGUGACAUGGAAGUACAACGGAAACUACUAUUACAUGACUCACUGGAACGAUAUGAUAAACCGCACAGCUGUACUGACGGUGGAGAACGCAGUUUUUGCCAAUCAGGGCAUCUACAGCGCCAGCUAUGUGGGGGACAGUCCUCUUCAUGGCGCCUGGAUGAGGCUCAUAGUAAGAGACUGUCCUAAUAAGAGGUGGGGUCCUGCCUGUGACAGAGACUGUCCAGAGUGUCUGAAUGGCGGAAUGUGUCAUGACGCUGAUGGAGACUGUAUCUGCCCUCCAGGGUUCAUGGGAACACGCUGUGAGACAGCCUGCAGGGAAGGAAUGUUUGGCCGAAACUGCCAGGAGUCAUGUGGCUCUGAGAUGAAUUGUAAGGGGCUUCGCUUCUGUUUACCAGACCCUUAUGGCUGCUCCUGCGCCAGCGGCUGGUUUGGGAACCGCUGUGAGAAAGCCUGCCAUGGUGACAUGUAUGGACCAGACUGCACUCUGACCUGUAAAUGCCAGAAUGGAGGAGUCUGCAACCGUUUCAGUGGAUGUCAGUGUCCCACAGGGUGGAGAGGACAGAACUGUGAGAAGUCCGACCGGGCUCCACAGAUCCUGGAUUUGGAUAGUAAUUUGGAGUGGAAUCUGAACUCCAGCCCCAAGAUCUCCUGCUCCGCCACAGGCAACCCCCUGCCCAGCCACACCAGCAUCGAGCUGAGAAAGCUGGACAGUACAGUGCUCAAGGCUUCUCGCACGGUCAUGGACUCAAAUAAGAGCACAGCCCUGUUUGACAUCCCCCCUCUGACUGCUCAACAAGGAGGAUUGUGGGAGUGCAGGGUGUCCACCAAUGGAGGCCACGACUCCCGCAAGUUCAACCUCACCAUCAAAGAGCCUCCUGUGCCCACCACGGCUCCCAAACUGCUGGAAAGAAGGAGUAAACAGCUGCUGGUGAUGCCGGUGGACUCCCACAGAGGAGACGGCCCCAUCGUCUCCACCCGGCUCCUCUACAAACCCGUGGGGAACGGAGACUCCUGGUCCUCCAUCAUAGUUUACAGUGACAAAGAGCCCAUCACGCUCAUGAACCUGGAGCCUUCAACCCGUUACCAUGUCCGUGUGCAGCUGAGUCGCCCUGGGAUAGGAGGGGAGGGGGCCCCGGGGCCAGAGGCCAUCAUGGAGACUGACUGUCCUGAGCCCACAGCUCAGCCUGAGAUUGACGUCAGCUCUGUGGAAGGCCGAAACGCCACCGUACGUUGGCGCCUGCCCCCCAACAACGGCGUUAACGCCGCCACAGCCAGCGGCUUUUUAGUGCAGCUCAUCGGGCCGCCCCCCUACAGAGAGAAACUCCUGCAGGAGACCACCCUGCUCACUGUGCUCUCCACAAAGUUCCACAACCUGGAGUACCAGAAAGACUACACCGUGGUGGUGCGCCUCAUCAACUGUGGCAGCCUGGGGCCGCCCUCCAAACCAUACACCUUCCGUCUCAGCAGCCAGGGUCCAUCGUCUCCACGCAACGUGCAGGCCCUGCCUCUGUCCAUCUCAGCCAUCCAGGUGAGGUGGCAGGCCCCUGAAGACCCCAACGGAGGCAUCAUUAAGUACACCAUAGAGUACCAGCCGGUGGGCCAGGGGAGCCCUCACCCUUGGGUGGACACGGACGACGGAAACAAGACGUCUAAAGAUGUGACGGCGCUCAAUGGCAGCACGCUCUACCAGUUCAGAGUGAGAGCGUCCUCCAAAGUGCCCGGAGAGUGGAGCAAGGCGGUGCGGGCCAUGACACACGAAGACGGCUUUCGGAGUCUAAUCCCGACCACCCAGGGUGUGGCCGGGAAGCCUCAUGGGGACAGCUACCAGCUGUUGGUGGCUGUGGUCGGCUCGGUAACAGUCACCUGUGUGACCAUCCUGCUCGCUCUGUUGGCUCUUUUCUUCAUCCGCAAGACGCUGCUGAACCGUCGACGCACGUUUACCUACCAGUCUGGAUCAGGUGAAGAGACUAUUCUGCAGUUUAACUCGGGAACUCUGACCCUGACACGGAGGCCCAAACCAACACCAGAGCCCCUCACCUAUCCCAUCCUGGAGUGGGAAGACAUCAAGUUUGAAGAUGUCAUUGGAGAGGGCAACUUUGGCCAGGUAAUCAAAGCCAUGAUCAAGAAGGACGGCAGUAAAAUGAGCGCAGCAAUCAAGAUGCUGAAAGAGUUCGCCUCAGAGAAUGACCACAGAGACUUUGCAGGGGAGCUGGAGGUGCUGUGUAAACUAGGCCAGCAUCCCAAUAUCAUCAACCUGAUCGGAGCCUGUGAGAACAGAGGCUACCUGUACAUAGCCAUCGAAUACGCUCCCUUCGGUAACCUGCUCGACUUCCUGAGGAAGAGCCGAGUGUUGGAGACCGAUCCGGCCUUUGCAAAGGAGCACGGCACAGCCUCCACGCUCACCUCCCAGCAGCUCCUGCAGUUCGCUGUUGACGUAGCAACAGGGAUGCACUACCUGAGUGACAAACAGUUCAUCCACAGGGAUCUGGCAGCCAGGAAUGUGCUCGUAGGGGACAACCUAGUCGCAAAGAUAGCAGACUUCGGCCUCUCCCGUGGUGAGGAGGUUUACGUCAAGAAGACGAUGGGGAGACUUCCUGUACGCUGGAUGGCCAUUGAGUCUCUGAACUACAGCGUGUAUACGACCAAGAGUGAUGUCUGGUCUUUUGGUGUUCUGCUUUGGGAAAUUGUAAGCUUAGGUGGCACACCAUACUGCGGGAUGACGUGCGCUGAGCUUUAUGAGAAACUGCCACAAGGCUUCAGGAUGGAGAAACCUAAAAACUGUGAUGAUGAGGUCUAUGAGCUGAUGAAGCAGUGCUGGAGGGAUCGGCCCUACGAGAGACCCCCGUUCUCUCAAAUCUCUGUGCAGCUCAACAGGAUGCAGGAGGCCAGGAAGGCUUAUGUGAACAUGGCUCUCUUUGAGAACUUCACCUACGCCGGGAUAGACGCCACAGCCGAGGAGGCCUGACUACCAGCCCCCCCAGACCCUCGCACGCCACGUAGCCCCAAGAGGAGGCCCAGAGGAUGGUCGCCACGUUACUGCCACCACCCCGCCGCUCAGCGUCAAGACAGGAGGACCCGACGUUCCACCAGAGUCACCCAGUUAUAAAUGGAGGACUGUGAAAGGACACUGUGUGGAUUUGAUUAGAGACGAGGAGUACGGCUGGGCCCUCUUUUGGGAAAUCCUGUACAAAUCAGUCGCAGUAAAAAAAAAAAAAAAGGACAUGACAUUGUACCUUCUGCAGUUGCAAAAGUUACAACGCUCAAACCCUUUUUGUCCGAGUGUUGAGGGUAAGCGGCAAAUAAGGAGCUACGUGACUUGCUGAACCACCACAGGGUCUGUGGGGUAUCAAAGCUGGACUUUAUUUUCUCUCCAUUGCUCUGAAUGGAGAAAUAAAUCUUUUCAUGAAGGACACGGCGUGGAUCACAAACAAGUUCUCAGAAACAAUGUAGCACUUACAACCAAAGUUUUUCAUGCUACCUGUGUCUUUGACUGUUAGCCUAUCACUGCCAUGCAAAUGUAGCUACUACUGUAUGUUUCUAUAAAAAGAUGUAUAAAAACCUCCUAAUUGAUUGUAAAUGCAGACUGAUAUGAAACUAACAUUGUAGAUACUCGAUGUCUUUCCUGUACAGCUCCAUCACUGGAGUAGCUUUUUGAAUGUGCUAUGAUUACGAGGCAGGUGCACAACCAGUCUACUUGUUAUCAACAUUAUAGUUGACAUAUAACACUAUGCAGCCUAAUGCAAUGUAUGGUAAAAUAUCCAACAUAUGAGAAUGUGUUUUGUAUUAGCUGGCUCCUUGAAUGAAGGUUUUAUGCCCUGACUAGACUCGUCACCACAACAAGCAGCUGUUCCAUUUGCGUUUUCAGUGGCAUGAAUGAAGUUCACUUUACAAAGGUAUUAGUCUCCUGUUUGUAAAAACAUUUCCCCAACCACGA
Messenger RNA from Labrus bergylta (ballan wrasse), 4686 nucleotides. It is a transcript of the gene tie1, whose product is annotated as tyrosine kinase with immunoglobulin-like and EGF-like domains 1. Gene Ontology annotation, cellular component: plasma membrane; signaling receptor complex. The record is from RefSeq and is a predicted model, not a curated record. NCBI's taxonomy places the organism in Eukaryota, Metazoa, Chordata, Actinopteri, Labriformes, Labridae. Gene Ontology annotation, biological process: protein phosphorylation; positive regulation of angiogenesis; positive regulation of kinase activity. Gene Ontology annotation, molecular function: ATP binding; protein binding; transmembrane receptor protein tyrosine kinase activity.